CUUUCGUUUUCUCACGUUCAUCCAUUCCUUCUGCCAUCUUUCCUUUUCCCUUGCUUCUUUUAUUCUAGUUUUUAUUCUUGAAUACGGACAAUUUCCAGCCACUGUUCACAACAUCCUGCACGUAGUUUGCUCACUCUGCUCAUGUCCCAAUCCGAUGCUGCCAAUGUCAGCAAUGACCUUGAACAUCUUGAAUUGACCCGCGAGCUUGCUGCCGCACAAGCACAGGAACAAAGUCAGAAUCGGAGGCAGCAACCACCUAUGGUGCGCUCGCCACAUUCUCCAAAAAAUCCUCGCAGAGUCUCCGUAAGCUCCAACGCUUCAUCAUCCACUGUAAAAUAUCAACCACCACUGCAGGGGCUGCCAUUGGAAGGAGGACUGAGCCACACUGGAUCAGGAAUAGUGCCAUCAAGCUCCAAAGGAUCGACAUCGUCUUAUUCUGCAGCAUCCAAACGGCCUAAAGCACCGUAUAGAUACUCGACUGCUCUUCUCAACUCUGAUGGAGCAGCAUCAAGUAGUCGUCGUAGACAUUCUACUUCAAGCAAACGUCCUGGAUCCAGCCGUUCGUCUAUCCGACAGCGCAAUCAGUCUUCUGAAGACGAUGAGGACGGUAACAGCCAGAAAGAUGAUGAUGGCGUACGAUCGCAUCACAGUCGAUUGCGGCGGGGUCACUCUCGGAAAUCUACUCGUGACUACGAUGAACGAUCAAUGGAGGGUCGUAAUCACUAUGGCGGUCGCUCCAGCGAUGACGAGGAAGAUGAAGACGAGGCAGAUGAAGACGAGGACGAAGAUGACCGUGGAAGCGACAUCGAACACUUGACGCUGAAGGAUAGACAAGAGACCCUCAAUCAAACCCACCCGUUCGGUUUACCACUUUGGAAACCAGCAUUGUACAAAAAGUCGCGAUCUGUCAUCCGCAAAGCCAACUCGGCUUUACAUUCGCAACCAUCGCCAGACCUAUAUCUCUCAGUCGGAAAUGUACUCUGGACUCUCAUUUUUGGCUGGUGGCUUGCACUUGUGUGCUUCAUGAUCGCUCUCAUACUGUAUCUAAUACCUUUUGGAGGGGCAGCCUAUGCACGGGUUGUUCUUGGGCUAAGCUACUAUCUAUUCUGGCCAUUCGGGCAGUACGUUGAGCGUGAAUUAUCACCUGGUGAAUUCAGGACUGACAAUUUGCGUACCCCAGAUUAUGGUGGUCAAGCAAAUGGGAGCGAUGAGUCCCGACCUUUACUUUCAAGAGGUAGCACAGCGACAGGGCGAGAGCAUAAGGAGCCGAAACUUCGUCGGAUAUUUUUCACUAUCAAAAAUUUACCUCGGUAUAUUUAUGAAUUGGGUCUGGGUGGUAUUGUCUACUAUAUCUUUUACUACCUCCUGAUCGGUCCUCUGCAUUUGUUUGUCUCUUCCCUGUGUUGGUUCAUGGUUGUCUCAAUUCCUAUGGGGAAGUUCACUUAUGUGCUGGCAACGCAUUUGCACCAGCAUCCUUUGCGACUUAACUUUAAGCGUGGCAGCUCUUUGACUCUUUCUCCUCAACGUUCAGAGAUCCUGCUCUGCACAUACGAUGCUAUUGGCCUCCAAUACUACAAAUACACCUAUGACGGAACCAAUAUUAUCUUUAUCAACUUGCUGCCUGUCGUACUUUUCACUAUUCUCGAUGAAUAUGUUCUGACAGAUGUGCUAGGACAUGAUUCGAUACUGACGUCGUCCGCUGUGAUUUUCUCGCUGGGAUUGGCAUCUGUUAUUCCGCUUUCAUAUUUUAUUGGGAUGGCUGUCUCAUCUAUUUCAGCUCAGUCGUCAUUGGGGAUGGGGGCUGUUAUCAAUGCCACUUUUGGCUCUGUUAUAGAGAUUAUUUUGUACACUGUUGCGCUAUCACAGGGUAAAGGACUAAUCACAGAAGGUGCAUUGAUUGGAAGUUUCUUGGCGGGACUGCUGUUGAUGCCUGGCAUGAGUAUGAUGAGCGGCGCUGUCAAGAAGAAAGAACAAAAGUUUAAUGUUAAGAGUGCUGGUGUGACUGCAACAAUGCUUAUCAUGGCGCUCAUUGGAGUAUUGACGCCUACGCUAUUUUACUCCAUUUAUGGUCGGUUUGAACUGCGUUGCACUCCUUGUCCAGAAAGCGUAUCCCUGCCGAUUGAAACAAUAUGCCAUCGUUGUUAUCAUCAUCAACCCAAUCCUACGGAUGACAUGUUUUUCCAAAAGAACGUCAAGCCGCUAAUGUAUUUUUGCUGCAUUGUCCUCCCCUCUGCAUACUUGAUCGGUAUUUGGUUUUCACUCAGGACGCAUGUAAAGCAGAUCUGGCAUGAGCCUCAGCACCCCUCCACACGCGACUCGUCCAUCUACAGAAAAUUGCUACCAACACAUAUUGUUCAACAGCUUCUUCAUUACGGAGCCAACACACAGGCAACUUCUAUACAUCGAGCGCCUAUGCAUGCUGAUGAAGACGCUGAACUGGGACAUGCAGGAGUUCGGUCGUCAACAGACUACCUGACGGCGUCAGCCAGCGGUUCAACGGCGGGAAGGCGACCUCCAUAUUCAGCUCCGGCUACGAGUGGAGCUUCGUCGGGACCAGCAUCGGCGUCGGUCCUUCAUCCUGCUGCUCAGGGUCUGCUUUCGUCACUCACCAUAGAGCAUGAUUCGCUGAAGCAUAUGCAUGAGGACGAGGAAAAUGAAGCUCAUGGAGGACACGACUCUCCAAAUUGGUCCAAGGCGAAGAGUGCAACUGUGCUAUUGGUCUGCACUAUACUUUACUCGGUCAUUGCAGAAAUUUUGGUUAAUAGUGUGAAUGCUGUUUCAUCGAUUGAUGAAAAGUUACUCGGAUUGGCACUGUUUGCACUUGUACCGAAUGUGACAGAGUUCAUGAAUGCUAUCUCGUUCGCGAUGUAUGGCAAUAUUGCACUAUCUAUGGAGAUUGGAUCAGCAUAUGCUCUGCAGGUGUGUUUAAUCCAAAUUCCGGCGAUGGUGGCAAUUUCUGCGUGGUUGAAUUAUGGCAAGGACGAGGUUUGGAAGUAUACGUUCAACCUAAUAUUUCCACGCUGGGAUGUGUUUGCGAUGUUGUUCUCCGUGUUCUUGUUGACAUACACCUACAUUGAAGGGAAGAGUAAUUAUUUCAAAGGCAGUAUCCUUAUUUUGAGCUAUUUAGUCCUCAUGGCCGGGUUCGUCUAUGCACCUGCUUCCCCAGGCAAUGGAGACGUGAGUUUUACGACGGCAUUCUAAAUGAUAAUGAUAAUAAUAAUAAUAAUAAUAGCGAUAGUGGUAAUAGUGGCAGUUGUAAUAGUAAAAUAGUUACUUUUUUC
Messenger RNA from Lobosporangium transversale, 3281 nucleotides. Its product is annotated as Sodium/calcium exchanger protein-domain-containing protein. Gene Ontology annotation, cellular component: endomembrane system; membrane. The transcript is spliced from 6 exons. The coding region runs from base 142 to 3201 and encodes 1019 amino acids. Gene Ontology annotation, molecular function: calcium:proton antiporter activity. The record is from RefSeq and is a predicted model, not a curated record. Gene Ontology annotation, biological process: intracellular calcium ion homeostasis; calcium ion transmembrane transport. NCBI's taxonomy places the organism in Eukaryota, Fungi, Mortierellomycota, Mortierellomycetes, Mortierellales, Mortierellaceae.